Erpetoichthys calabaricus (reedfish) is the source of this 2783-nucleotide messenger RNA. RefSeq names its product deltex 2, E3 ubiquitin ligase (gene dtx2). Gene Ontology annotation, biological process: protein ubiquitination; Notch signaling pathway. The coding region runs from base 294 to 2027 and encodes 577 amino acids. Gene Ontology annotation, cellular component: nucleoplasm. NCBI's taxonomy places the organism in Eukaryota, Metazoa, Chordata, Cladistia, Polypteriformes, Polypteridae. Gene Ontology annotation, molecular function: zinc ion binding; ubiquitin protein ligase activity. The transcript has 9 exons. The record is from RefSeq and is a predicted model, not a curated record.
GGGGCGUGGAGAUAGCGGGAAUGCGAAAAGAAACUUUAUUGGAUUCGUAGAAGAAGCAAGUAAACGAGUCGCUUUUAUGUUUUAGUGGUUAUAACACAGACAGAUUAGUUGGACACCGUCAGUCUUAGUAUGUUUUAGAUGUGGUGUGUCUACAGGCCUAUGGGAUCAGUAUAUUUUAUACUUCUGAAACGUGCUGCUAGUAUUUCCGUACUUUUUCUUUCAGGAUAUCAGGUCUUCACGGCGGUGGUAACCUUCAAAGUUUCUUGUACACCUUAGCGGCUUGCUGGAGCGUGAUGGCUGUUGCCCCCACCACGGCAGCAGUCCCACCACAGCCUUUGGUAGCCGUAUGGCAGUGGCAGGACGAUAUGGGGCGUUGGCGGCCCUAUAGCGGCAAAGUGAGCGUCUUCAUCGAGCAGUUCAUGCAGCAGCGUAAUGGGGGACUGUCCAGCAGCAACAGCAGUAUUUCCUUAGGGCUUUGUGACACCAGUCUGGCCUCUUACAUUAUCGAUGUCCCCAGCUUGAAGCAAUUCCGUCAGGACACUGGAAAGAUGCGAUCUGUGUGCAGAAUACUGUAUUCUCAGUCUGGUGCCCUAGGGAAAGGUGUGACGUGGGAAUGGGCAAACGAUGAAGGUGGAUAUACCACAUAUGAAAUGGACAUCUGCAUUUUUCUGGAGGACUCAUUCAACCAGCACCUGAGUGUUGUAGAUUUGUACACCUUUGGUUAUGACUAUACAAUUGACUUUACUCAAAAUGUUCAGAUCAACAAGUUCUCUGGGUUUAAGAGACCAAUCAUUAGAAGAGUGUCCUUACCGUAUCCUGCAGCAUCUGCUGCAACAGGUUCUGUAAUCCAUUCUGGACCUGCCUGUACAUGCCAUCAGUGCCUGUCAAAUAAUGUUGGCCCUAUCGUUAAUCGGACUCGGCAUUCCGUUGGACAUAUACAUAUAAAUUGGCCUCUUCAUCCUGGCUUUAACCGGACAUCUACAGUAGCUCAGUCAAAUACAAGUUUCUCUCCAUAUCCUAGGCGUCCACUAUCAGUUGGACACAUGGCGUGGGGUGGGCCAUGGACACCAGGAACAACAUUCAGUGGGUUGGCUGGUGCUACACAGAUUUCUUCCUCCAGUGGUUACAGUGUUUCAUCGUUACCAAUACAACUAAAUGGACCCAGCAAUCUUAACUCUGCACUAGCAGGUAUGACGGCCAUUUUGAUGUCGGCAGCUGGACUCCCUGUGCGCUUCAUGCAUGCGCCACAGCCUACUACGCAAGCCUCUGGCAAGCACGCCAAAAAGCAGCGCUCCGUUAAGAGGGCAAACAAGCAGUCCAGGAAAGCCCCAAAUCCUGAAGAGGUGAUCAUUAAAUACAUGGAAACAGUAGAUACUCCUCCUGAUGAGAAUUGCAUUAUCUGCAUGGAGAGGCUGUCUUGUCCAUCGGGAUACGACGAAAUCCCUGAGUGCAAGUCCAUAAGCAAUAAAAUGGUUGGCAGAUUUAAGAAAUGUGGUCACACGUUACACCUGUUAUGCAUGCUUGCAAUGUACAACAAUGGAAACAAGGAUGGCAGUCUACAAUGUCCUUCCUGCAAGGCGAUCUAUGGUGAAAAAACAGGAAUACAGCCAAAAGGAAAUAUGGAUAUUUAUUUCAUUCCGCAGUCUCUUCCAGGUCACCCAAACUCUGGCACAAUCCAUAUUGUUUAUGACAUUCCAAGUGGAAUUCAGGGACCAGAACAUCCCAAACCUGGCCAGCCAUACAGUUCUCGGGGUUUUCCUCGCCACUGCUACCUUCCAGACAGCGACAAAGGAAGAAAGGUUUUGGAGCUUUUAAAGGUUGCAUGGCACCGGCGGUUGAUUUUCACAAUUGGAACCUCAAGCACGACAGGAGAGACAGACACAGUGGUGUGGAACGAAAUUCACCAUAAGACAGAAAUGAUGUCCAACUCUUCAGGCCAUGGGUAUCCUGAUCCAAAUUACCUGGACAAUGUCCUGUUGGAGCUAGCGGCUCAGGGAGUGGAUGAAAGCUGCUUGACUCAGCAAUAAAACUGACAGAAUGAGUGACUAGGCAGCUGACUAAAGGCCCCGUUGUGCAGCUAUCCUUGCUACGUUUCAGAUUUGUGAUAAUAAUGCAUUUAAUUUGCAUGUUUGCUCUUGUUCUGUCAAAGUUUACCUUAUUCAGAGAUUCUCUUUAUUGAGUGAUAUAAUGAUGGUUUUUAAUAUAUCUUACUGGUAUGAUAGUUGAUCUAUCAAAAAAAAAUUUUCAAUUGUUUUUAGAAUGAAAUCAAUAGAAAUGAUUUGCCAGAUGUUUUUAUUUUGUACAUGUGUAUGUUAUGUUUAGUUAGAUCUAAAAUUAUACCACAAGGAAGGCUAGAGUUGCCGCAGAGAAGCUGGUUGCGCCCUCCUGCCUUAAUCUGUUGGGUGUCAUUCUGUGUCAUUCCCUUCAGGAGAAUGCAGACAUUGCUUAUCAGCUCAUAGAUGACCUCAGUGGAGGAACAAGAUGGGCAGGCUUUGUGCUUUUCUCUUCCUAAAUUUUCCUUUACAGGUGUUGGUGUUAUUGUUGUAGACAUUUUAUGUUUAUUUAACUUACUAACAGCAAAAAGCAUGACAUUUCUUCUUUAUUUUAUUCCCAUGUGUACUUGCUCUCUCCUUUUGAUAUUUUAAGUGAGUUGCUGCAUUUCAUGCCAGUUGUUUUUUCCAGAUGGCAAAGUAUUAGGUGUUCACCAUGUUUUUAUAAUUUGCUAAAUUAAAAUGUUACUGUCAUCUCCAAACAGAAAAAAAUAAAACCAACAGUAUACAAAA